Messenger RNA from Cutaneotrichosporon cavernicola, 1620 nucleotides. RefSeq lists its product as uncharacterized. The coding region runs from base 1 to 1620 and encodes 539 amino acids. The record is from RefSeq and is a predicted model, not a curated record. Lineage: Eukaryota; Fungi; Basidiomycota; Tremellomycetes; Trichosporonales; Trichosporonaceae. The transcript is spliced from 3 exons. Gene Ontology annotation, molecular function: pyridoxal phosphate binding; transaminase activity. Gene Ontology annotation, biological process: biosynthetic process; amino acid metabolic process.
AUGUCUCCCAUCGCCGCCCAACCCGUACCCACCAACUCGGUUGCCAAUGGCAAGCCUAACGGCGACGUGUCGCAAGCCUCGUCGGCGGGCUCGACGUCCUCGGUUGGUGACCGCUACUCUCUCCAGCCUGCCAGCGGUAUCCCGCACCUCCCAGAUGAGCCUGUGGGCUGCAACACGCUCAUGGGCUGCUUCUCCCACCUGACACUGUGUACCGAUUCUGGACCUCGGUUCCCUCCCGGACCUCGGCCCGCGCCGUCCACCCCCCUCGGGACGAGGGAGGAACAACGCAGGAUCUACCUCGGUCCCAAGCUCAGUACGCGCGCGACGGGCGGUCCCGAUGCCGGGCCCCUGAUUGAGCGGUUUAGCUGUUUGUUCAAGGACCAAUACAACUGCAAGUCUAACCCUCGCGGAAUCGUGUCUCUCGGCGUCGCCGAGAACUUCCUCCUCGAGAAGGAGUGCCUCGAGUACUUUACCGACGCGUUCAAGAACAACUUCCUCGCAUCCGACUUGAGCUACGGCGAUGGACUGUGGGGUAGCCGGCGCAUCAACCGCGCGCUCUCAUCGUUCAUGAACGAAUACUUUGACCCCGCGCACACGGUCCAGCCCGACCAGCUAAUCACCGGUGUAGGCUGCUCUGCCGUCCUUGACCAGCUAUUCUACACCCUCGUAGACGAGGGCGAGGCAGUCCUCCUCGCUGCACCAUACUACACGGGCUUUGACCGUGACCUGAUCGGCCGCUCGCGCGUCAACCUCGUCCCCGUAGAGCUCCCUGCCGGCGACGACGCCUUCUCUCCCGCCUCUCUCGCCCAUUUCGAAGCCAAGGCAGACGAACUCGCAGCUCAGGGAGUCACCGUCCGCGCAGUCAUCGUGUGUAACCCCCACAACCCGCUCGGUAGGACAUACUCGCGCGAGACGCUGCUCGCAUACGCCCGCUUCUGCGAGGACCGCGACCUCCAUCUCGUCAGCGACGAGAUCUACGCCAUGAGCGUAUGGGACAACUCUGCUUUCCCGCACGCCCUGCCGUUUACGUCUAUGCUCUCCCUUGAUGUCGAGAAGGAGGUCAACGCUGAGGUCGGGGGUGGGUUCACGUUCGACCGCGCUCGCCUGCACGUCGUUUAUGGGAUGAGCAAGGAUUUCUGCGCAAACGGCCUCCGGGUUGGCGCGCUCGUUAGCCAGGCUAACCCACUCCUCUUGCGCGCCAUGGCUAGCACAUCCAUGCUCAUGAAGAUCUCGUCGCCUGCCGACGUCAUCUGGUCGUCACUGCUUUCCGACGAUGACAAGCUCGCCGAGUUUAUCGCUCUCAACCGCUCCCGCCUUACCGAGGCCGGUACAUAUGUGCGCAACUGGUUUGAGACUCGCGGCGUUCCUGUUGCACACUCGAACGCGGGGAACUUUGUCUGGGUUGACAUUGGAGCGCGCCUCGGCUUCCGUGACGCCAAGGAGGAGAAGCGCAUCUUCCAGCGCCUGCUCGAUGGCGGCGUCUACGUUGCGCCGGGUACAGCGUACCACAACCCCGAGGCCGGCUGGUUCCGGAUCACGUUCUCGGUAGCGCGCGACAACCUCGACGUCGGCCUCGGUAAGAUCGAGCGCCUCCUCGACCUGCGGCCCGUCAAGGCGUAA